AUGGCGACUGACGGAUUUUUGUCGCAUCGUUCUGAUCGCUCUGCCACGAGUAGCUACCAAAGAACGGAACAAAUUUCACUCUCAAGCUCUCGUGGAUGGGGAAAGCAAGCAGCUCAAAGACUGAACACAAAGGAUCAAUUCAAAAACGACCCUCUUCUUCGAACUUUGGAAGGAAAAAUUGCUGUCAAUUUCGGUGACUACAAGCCAUGGCAACGGACAAAUUUGUCAAAAUUUCCCAGGGAAUCCACAGGUAAGAAGAGAAGUUCUAGUCGCCCUUUAUCUGGACUGACUACAGCGUCCGUUGGAAGUGGUCCUGCUUUUGCAAGGGAAGAAAGUAUGAAGAUGCCAGUUCGGCCUUUCAGUGCUGCCACAAGCACGGCUUGUUCAACGGUUUGUAAUCACCCAUGGACAAAGAAACCGCCUCCAGUGGACGAUGCUGAGGAGAAAAGGAAGCAGAAUUUAUUAGCGAUAUUAAAGGUAAUGGCAUCUUAAGUUCAGGUCCUCUGCUUCGUCUCAGAUGAAACUUAGUAAACCAAUUUAUUAAUAGUUAUAUUUUAUUCCACCCCCACCCCCGUUUCCAGCCUACAAAUCAGUAGAAAUCUAGUACAGUGGAACCCCGCCAUAACGAAGUGCCACGGUACCAAAAAAAUUGUUCGUUAUUGCAGGGUCUUCACUACAAAUUUUCUGGUUAACAGCAAAGAUAUUAGUUAUAGUGGGUUAAAAAUUUAGUAAAAUUACAAUAGCUAAAAAUUCAAUACUGCUAUUACAAGAUAAAGGCUGGUUUUCACUAGCGACGGAGUUGGCGUCGGAGUCACAAUCAGAAGAGUAGAGCUUAUGAUCUAGUGAAAACAGCAUUCUACUCAAAUAUGUUGUCUUUACUGACUGCUGGGAGCAACUGGACGAAAUAUUCAUUACAGCAGGGUAAAUUGUGCGUUGGGACCGUCAAAAUCUAUUCGUUGUAGUGGGGAUUUCAUUAUAGGGGGGUUCGUUUCCACAUAUUUUACUGUAAUUCUUCCAGGCUUUCAGUUGUUUUUCAUUAAAACAGGGUCUUCGUUGUAGCUGGGUUCCACUGUAACUUGUUUACUGAGGGCUUGAAAAAAUAUGUAACCUUGAUGGGUUGAAAUCUGAGCCCUGCGGCUAAGAAAAUUUGGUUCUCUACCCAUUUGAGACAUUUUGGUAGUCACAUGCCUGUUAACAUCCGUCUGACCUUCCAUCUGUGCGUCCACCCUUGCCUAGUCCCUUGGCCUCAUUAUGGGUGGCCGAUGCGUUUUGGGUCAGGUGGUCCGUUUCUCUCGGAUACGUCACCGAAAUGCAUUGACCGAGAGGGCCUGGAAAGAUGCCGUACAGGGACUAGGCGAUGUCUACCCAUCAGUUCGCACCACAGGAUUACCAAUGUGAAAUUUCACACUUUUUAGCUAGUGUUGGAGCCUGCAACCUGAUAUUGCACAUCCAUGUUGUGGUUAAUUGAAAGCUGUCAAAACAGGGUAUCCGCUGACCCAGUUUCACAUGAAGAUAUAGCUGGCUCAGGUAUCAAACCAUCAAGGUUACGUUUUUUUUUGAAGUUAUUCCCUGACUAGUUCCUAGUUUUUAACGGAUCGCAGGCCAAACUUCAAGUGGAUUUCCUUGCACUGGUUACUAGUUCACUGUUGGAAGUGAAUUCUAAAUUUAUAAAUGGAAGCUUUACUUUAAGCCUUGGAUAAAUCUACAUAUCUAAGUAGACCCUUAAAGCAACAGCCUUCUAUAACAGCAAAUAAAGUGACUUUUGUCUUAACAAAAAUAGUAUUGAAUUUUUUCUACAUCAGAUUCAGAUAAAAACAAGACAGAAGUCCAUAGCAGAAUAUGAAAAUAGGAAGAGAGAACUGUAUCCUUUUUGUGUGAUAUUAAAAAAUAAUAUUACAGUAAGUGCUCGAAGGGUGGGGGCACUCAAGAGAAGCUUUGGUAGAGGUAUGACACUGAGGCUCUCAAAUCCUGACCCUUUUUAAGACAACAAUCUUGCAUUUUUUUCAGCUAGGACAAGAGACCUAAUUUCAUUUCCCUUAGUCAUCUUUUUUCGCAUGCAAAAUUGACUAUUUUUCUUUUAAACUUACAUCAUGGAAUUUGAAAAAAGAGAACAUUGUAGGCACCAGACAUAUAGACUACCCAUCAACAACCUUCAUACUCUUUUAAAGGCUUCUAUAUUCCAAGGAGACACCCUAUUCAAGACACUCAAGAGUGAAAUAAUAAUUAUAUACCCUGUUUAAGACUCAAGACUCUAAAAUUCACACCCUGUUCAGUGGCACAGACCCAUUAAGGCAAAAUAGGGGGAUAACCCCCCCCCCCCUUCUCCAAAUGCACACACACAUACACCCUGGAACAGUGUAACUGUAUAAGAAAUAAUCUGAUUUUAUAACCCAGCCAAAUUGAUCAUGUGUAUGAUCACAAAAUCUUUCUAUUAGAAUGCUACGUCAUAUUGAUUUUCACCCUUGUGCAAGUCAAAUAAAUGUAAACUCAAGUUAAGUUUUCCAAUACCAUCAUAGAACUUAACACAAUUAUGUGCAUGUAAAACUUCAUAUAACUUAUAUUAUUUCUUUGCACAAGCAACAGAGUUUUUUACCAUUUGUGUCAAUUGCUGACAUAAGCACUGUUUAUGCACGAGUCCUUGACUGUGAAAAUAGACUGUUAGAGAACAUGAAAGUGGUUGAUCAAAUGGAAUCUUCUGAAAAUCAGAUUGUAAGUUUAAAAAGGAUGUAAAACAUGAUUUGCUAAAUAAAUUCCUGGAUUGAAGUCUUAGGUAAAUCUUAGGUGUAUGAUUGUGGCAUUCAAGUAACAUAAUUAAUACGCAUUUCUUUUAAUUUAAUGUCCAGGGCCUAAUAAUAAUAAUAAUAAUAAUAAUAAUAUUCUUUAUUUCUUAAGAUAGAAUCACAUAUCCUAAGUUACAAUUUAAACUCAAAAAACUAUUUACAUAUCAUAUCUAAAAAUUAUUCUGUUACUAAAAACGUUCUUAAACCUGUCAGUGUAGAUUCUAGGGACAGAGACUGACGUAUUUCUAAGAUUGUACCUCAUGUUCUUUUCCUUAGGUAAAAACUGGAAGAACGGACAUUCGGGGUCAUUCGAUCUUUUUUUGUAGAGUGUCUUGUCCGCCUUCUCUAGCAAAUCCCUGAUAAUUACAUUCAUGGACAUAAACUUUCUUUUCAUACACUGGUCUAAAAAAUUCUGUAUUACAGAAAGGUCGGAAUCUGAGGCACCAUAAACCGGCAGAGCGUAAGAAAAAUUUGGUAAAACUAUUGCGUUAAAAAGGUGAUCUACUUCCUCCUGAGACCUGGGAAGAUGGUCAAUUUUAACCCAGGAUUAAGCAAAAUUUUAAGAACUGUUUUCUUGCCAAAAGCGUGUAACUUAAGCUUACAAAAUACUGUUGAGCCUCUACUCUGCGACACAAUGAUUUACCCAAAAUGUUUCUCUAAGCAAUGCAUAGGAAAUUAAAUAACAAAAGUGGAGCAAAAAUAUCUUAAUCCUGGAUAGCGCUAAUUAAAUAUUAAAAAGCUUAGUUCUGGUUAGAAAAUGUACAAUCCCUGGUUACUUUUAUGACAGCCCUGAAUCUUUCUUCAAGGAAAAUCAAUAAGGCAAAUUUAAACCAAAUUAAAAGAAGUUUCAAUAAUAAUUGGAACAGAGCAGCCAAAAAAUUAAGUUAAUUUUCUUUUUUUAAUGACCAUACUUAACACUAUAAACUUAUACAAUAACAAGUUACCUACAUGUAGUUAAAGCUUCCUAGUGUUAAAACUUACCUGCAAUAUAUAUUUUAUGUUACAGCAUGGAGAUGUUAAAACAUUGCUUCAAAAAUAUGAAAGAUUUAGAGUAAGUAUAUUUGUUGAUGUUUCCAGCAAUGCCUCUUUUUUUGCCUGCUUGAAUGCUCAGCAGUAUUUGAUUUCAGACAAGAAUAUCUGGGUUAAUUAAAGACAUGAUGUCACAUUACUAAUGGUAGCAAGAUCUCUAGAUCACAACAAAGGGAGCUUUAGCAACGAUGACAGCUACUGUAACAGCAUCAAGAAAACCAAAAAUUAAAAAAACAAUGUGCAUCGUGCAGCCAUAGUUGCACGACUGCGACAUGAAACUUCCUAAUUUCAUGCGCCCGCUUUAUGGAGUAGGUGGACACAGCACAAAUUAAACUUAGAUACAGUCCUUUCUUUCUCUAAAUUUUGGAAAUCCAAAUUGCUGCUACUUCUGAAACAAUAUCGUAAUAUUUUUAAGAUAACUUAUGAAAAUGGAAGGUCAAUUAGCAUCAUCAGCAGUUUGACUUUUUCGAAACACAUAAAAAUUAUUACCGAUACUAAUUAUAGGAAGCUACCAAAUGAACUCAAUCAACCAAUAAAAUGCCAUGCGCAAGUCAAUACUUAGAUGUUUAACUAUCUGAUCUGAGAAAUAUUUUGACGGAGCUGUAUCUUCAUUAGUUUUCAACAAAUCACUUUCAAACUUGGCAACUUUACUAAUUAUUUUAAGGUGUUCUUUCCAGCCAUGUUAGUGGAUUUUGUCUAACUGAUUCAAGUCAAAAGUUGAAAAAACCGUGGAAGUGUCUAUCCUUCAUCAAAUAUUGUAUAUCUUGUCUCUAGGGUGCCAUGUCAACACUAAAUGAAAAGUUUGGGGAGGAUCUUGUUGUUACAAAGAAGAGACUUGAAGAAACAAGGAUGCUGGUCAAUAAGGAAAUUGCAGGUGCAUUAAAAUUAAUUUGAAAUAGUUUCAUCCUGUAAAAAUUAUAAGAAAUUCAAAUCACUGAAAAGUCCGGAUUUUGUCACUACAUUAUUUUAUACUACCAGAGCUUGCUCACAAACUUAAUACCCUUUUCAUCCCAGAUAAAUGAUUCUUUUCACCCACAUGGCCAGUAGCAAUGCAAAUUUUUUGGAACAAAAGAAAGUUAUUACAUAAGAAAAAACGGUCUAAUGCCUUCAGGAUUGAUUUGGGACAACAACAUGGCCCCCUGUAUCACAGGACACCAAUAUGGCAGACGGGACAUUAUGUGACAAUGUUCUAUAAGAAUUACACGUCACAGGUCUGUGACUUGUUUCCCAUCCCCUCCCCCACCCCCACAUGUACCAUAUAUUUAUUAUUAGCAGCUAUAUUCUUGAAGCUGUGCUCUGUCCCAGAGGGUGGGGGGAGCUCCUUUGGAAUCAAAUGACAAAACUGAUCAAAAAGCUAAAGGAUUUGGGGGGGGGGCACCCAGGAUUCUUUUGGGUAAGAGAAUUUGGCAAGUAUUUCUUUGUGUCUUGAUUUAUGUAAGGAUUUUGUGGUCCAUUUAAAACAAUAUGAGCAAGAUAAUUCAUGGAAAUGCAUGCAUAUCCUGACAGCAUAGUUAUUUCUUUUAUUGUGGCUUAUAUAAGAAGUUAAGUUUGAAGGUUUUUUUUUAGUUCAUACAUGUGCAUCAUGUCAAUUCUUUAAGGUUUCAAUGUUAUUUUUCCUUUCAGAAUUGCAGCUCCAACUGAAUGUUAUGGACAAAAAACUAAUGCAGAAAAAUGAAGAAAUGAAUAUCUUAUUAAACUACAAGGUAAGUGAAAGGGGGGAAAUGGUUCUGAGUUUUCAUUCUCAUGACAAUACACAAGUCGAGAGAUGUGAAUUAUUUCUUUGUACAAAGUAUCUAAAUAAGAUAAUUUAUGACUUUUAAGCUCUUAAACAUACUAUCGUUAGCAUACUAUCUUAAACAUUACUAUUGUUAGCAUUCAAAUGAAGAAAGAUAUUAAUGAUCUAUUGUUUUAACUAAAUGAUAUUAUGCAUCAGUCAGCGGCUUCCCCUGGGGCCACCACCCGGGGGGGGGGGGGUACUCCCAUACAUUACCUAUACGGGUAUGUGCCGCCCAAAGGGGUCGUGAUUUUGAAGCUCCUGGUUUAGAACGGGGUAUCCAUUUCAGACGCGGUUUCUAGAACGGGGUAUAAUAUUUCGAACGCAUGAAAGCUCUCCACUUUUGUAAGCAGCCAUUUGAAAGCAUUCAAGGACAGAUUGCUUUUAAAAAUACGGUUCAGUGCGUUAACAAGCAAACCGUUGUACUCUUGUUACACCCUAGAACAGAGUAUAAAAAUUGGCCCAUUUCUAGAACGGGGUGUUAGUUUUAGGGCGAAUUCUAGAACGGGGUAUAAAAAAUUGGCCUAUUUCUAGAACGGGGUAUCAAUUUUAGGGGAAAUUUUUUCUAGAAGGGGAUGCCAAUUUGGAAUCCCGGGCGGCACAUACCCACCCAAAAAAUACCCAAGUGCCCCCCCCCCCCUGGGGGCCACCGCCAGGACACCCACAGGAACCCAAGGGCAUUUGUCGAGAUUGUCAGAUAUUUGUUGCCCUAGGGUGUAGGGGAAACUAUCCCUUUUGUUCACAGAGAUUGCACUCCAGGGGGCAGCAGUGGGGGUACUCUCCUACAAAAAUGAUGUGGGUGCUUGUCGUACUUUUGAGGUAUUUAAAUCUGUAGACUGGUACCACUUAGGGUGCUAGAACCUAAAAUGACUGCUGCCAGAGUUGUCUCGGUAAGACUUAUGACAAAACUUUCAAAACAUCCUUGAGAGGAAAGUGUUCGAAAGUUAUCUUUAUUUAAUACUAUUAAAAUUUGCAGUGCCAGUAAUGUUAUACAAUUUGUUGCUGUUGAACUGGUACCUGUUUAGGGCUGGAAAUGAAUUUGGAACACGCCCAUAAAACAAGAUUCUGGUACCUUUUAGGGGUGUUCUUGAAAUAUUCUGACGAGCACCCCCGUUACUUUUUGGGGGGGAGUAUUCUCCCCUUCAGGCUUGGGGCCUCCAAAUUAUAAGUCCAAUGCUCUAAACACUCAGCCGUCUGCUCCCGUUUCAUUGACAGGACAAGGAAUAUCCUGCCAAGGCUCUUCAGAUUGCAAAGUUGAAGAGACAACAGGAAAUUUUAGCAUCAGCUUUUAAGGUUAGUGCUGUACAUAUGUACCUGCCAGCUAGACUGUUCACAGUUCCCUGUUUUUCUGAACAUUCAUGGAAGAUAGUCAGGAUUGGUAUUGACUCUAACUUGGGGAUGAGUAUAAAAUGUACUUAGAGGGCAGGGGGCAGUCUGGAGGGAUGCUGUUUUUCUCACCUCCUCCCCCCCCCACCGCUAUUAACCUUAUGGCCUACCUCCUCGGUACAUUUGAAAUCAAGAUGGCUGCCCAUAGCAGUAAGCACUUGAUCUGCACAAUCUUAAGGAAUACUAGGGGACUGUGAACAGUCUACCUGCCACCUAUUUUUUUAAUCAAAGGGAUGAUGGCUUGUAAUGCUUCCGGUUUCUGUAAAAGUUUUUUUUAUGGGACAGGGUCGUUAGACCUAUGUCCAGUCCUCAACCUGGAUGACCAGAGGGUCACAGUUUGUCUGGUCUCUACACUUCAACCUGUUCAGCAUAGGUGGCCCCUACUGGGAGUGCAAGAUGCCAGUCAAUGUAUUUCUAGGGGUUAUUAAGGCAUGCAAACUGCCCCAAGGCCUUAUACACCUAUUGGCGCAACAAGAAAUGAUGAUGAUGAUGAUGGCUUGUAAGAUCACCAAGACACCCUUCAGAUGACAAUCAUUCUUAAGGCGAUGUUACACGGGAUGAUUCUCAACCCUAGGGGGGAGGGGGGGGGGGCUCGGCGUAUGAAAGGGGUGGGGAUGCUCGUCGUCUCGCUUAGGGAUGUAAAUUUCGGAUUUUGGUCUCACUUAGGGUGUUCUGGACAAAACGCCAUCAUAUUUAGCAGUGGAGGUCUCGUUUAGGGUUGCACGCGAAAAAGUAUAAAAAUAUAUAUCUGAUAUGUAUAUUUUUUGGUCUCUUUUAGGGGUCAAAAAAAGCUUGAGCCACGCCCAGAUCGGUCUCCUUUAGGGGUUUAAUUCAAAAUUUCCGACGAGCAUCCCUAUAUGCAGAGUCUCCCCAGGAUUCUCAACUAGCCUGCUAGCAAGCUCUCCAUUUAUGGCGAGCGAAGCAAAUCGCGAGUCAGAGAAUCCGCCCCUCACACUCACAUCUCCUUUCGCGUGCUGCUCUCGCAUGACUUCUCGCGACUCCCUCAAAUGGAGAAGUUGCUUGCAGGCUAAUUCGCAACAACGGUUUUUAGCACAACACCGCAUUGCAACAUUGUUGCGACAUUGGUUUGAGUAGUUACAACGUUGUUUCAACAUUGCAACGCUGUGUUGUGCUAAAAAUUGUCGCUGCGAAUCAUACAAUGGAACAUCACCUUUACCUAGACAACCAUUGAUGGUAUCAUUCAACGAUAAUAAUUUACCAGACUUGUAAUACGUUGCAUUAUGCUAAUAUCACAUUCAUUUGUGUCUGACACAUAAACUCCUCUGAUCCCUGUUGUCAGGGGCGACUCGGAAAAGGCCUUUUUCAAAAUGUUUAUUAUUAUUGAUUUCAAAAUAGCUCUGAGAUCAUGAUUUUAGUUUGCUUCUUUCUCAGGAAGAACUGGAAGAGUUACAGGCUGUAGUUGACGCUGAGAGGGAAAAAUUUAGUCAUCAGAGAAAAACUGUUCAAAGGGAAAUUACGACACGAGUGACUGAGGUACAAUUUGUCUAUUUUAUUAGCCCACUUCAAGGCAUUUUUCUCGCCAGUUUUUAGGUAGUUUAACGCGUGUAGUCAAUGUUGACAGACAAAUCAUCGAAAAUGCUCUGACUUGUCCUUCACAAGCCAGCUUUUACACACUGUGACAGCAAUGAGCUAGUUUUCCUACCCCCUUCGCCCCAACCCCCCUCCCCAAUUUUCCACAUUUUCUUCCUACUGAUAAUUCGGCAUUUUGUCCUUCUCGAAGUGAUCUACUCUUCUUUUUUCAAACUGAAGAGGGACUUGAAAGAAAUUUAAACUUGAACUGGAAUUGAACCCAAGUUGUUGCAAAGAUGCUUAGCUUUUUAGUGAACACUUUGUCAUACUAAUAAAAUUUGAUAGGUGAGAAUUCUCGCAAUUUUACUAAUUUUACUUUUUUUACCUUUUUUAAAAUUUUGCUCUGAUUUUACCGGUCUGAGCAGUAUAUUCGAAGCUAUCCCUACAGAUACCUCUGAUAUGAACAUGAACCUCCUUUCAUCUUGGUCCCAAAGAUACCAAACUUCAUACAAUCCCUACAUUUAUUACAAUACUACGGCGUGAAGAUACAAAGGUUUUGUCGCUAUAAUGAUCAGUAAACAGGUAACGAAAGUUAAAGGGAAAAGUUAGCCACGUGCUACGGUUGAUGCUGGCCGUAUGCCUAAAGCGUGAUACUAAAUCUCUCCAUUGACUAUAUGAUAUGUAAUCCUCAUAAUUUCUUUGCGUAUUCCAUUCUCGAUUUUUCUAGGAUACAAUAAAUGCCAUGGGGGAUGAUAUUAAAGAGAUGGCUUUGCAAAAUAUGAUCAUGAAAAAGGUAAGUACUCGCGAAAGUUCUCCUUGUCGGAUUUUGUGAACUGAUGCGAUGUGAAACGUCAACAUCCCCUGGGCAAGCCCCCUCCCCCCUGGGUAUUUGAACUUUUUAAAACAGGCCUUUUCAAAUUCCCAUGAUUCCCGACUCCCCGAGCACAAGUGAUGAUCAAAUGCCCGGGGUUUGCCCGGAGGGAUGGUAAAGUUUCGAAUCGAUCGACACAUAAUCGUUAUUUUAAAUGUAAGAUGAGAAGAUUUAUUGUUUUUUGACAGGAAGUAGAAAUUCAUCGAAAUGAAGUAAAGUUGCUGGACGCUAACAAUACCAAAUUAGAAGCUGAAAUCAGGUGAAUGCUAUGUCAGUUUGUUUUUGAGAUCCCUUUAUUGGCUGUUUGAUCGCUGCAUCCACCGUUCAGUAUAUUCAGAGAGUUUUUUCGAAAGAUGUCAGAAAAUAAAACUACCUAUUGUCUAAAAUAGUCCAUCAUUCGCACAGCGAUAGUCUUGAUUAGUCAUGCCUUGAAGUGGGGUCCCGUCUACACGCAUCCGCUUUUGUUUGAAAACGAAUAUUUUUUUCUCCUUUUUCAAAAAAAUCCGCGUCCUCACGUUGCAAUUUUGAAUCGUGUACAGCAAAACGGUAUUUUCAAAAGUCUCCACUCGGGAAAGCGUUUUUGAAAAGAUGGGUUUCGGUGACCGUUUUCAACGAAUAUGUGUAGACGGUAGACCAAACCGGAGAAAAACAUCUCCGUUUUCUCGGUUACAGUGUGAACAUGGGUAUCAGGUCGUUUCGCCCGAAGGUCGAUUCGCCCGAUAGCAGUUCGCCUAGGCUAAGUCGAUUCACCAGAUAAGUAUUUGUCGUUCUUUAAGGCUGAAAAAAGGAAUAAGCAUGGAAAGACAGUGACUGCACGUGUCCUGCACAUGUGGAAUCCAAGGUUAACUAAAAUAACAUCUCGGAGAAGUAGGUUCACCAUGUUGUAGAGUGUUGUUUGUCAUGAGCGGUUCGACUUAAGUCCUAGCGAACGCCUUUGGGCGAAACGACCGCAAUUCUGAACAGGUACAGUGGAACGUCGAUUAAACGAACAUCCAUAUAGCGAAGUCCUCGAUAUAACGAACGAUAUUCCUAGCCCUAACAAUAGUAAAAUAGAUGGAAAAGAACCUCAUAUAACGAAACCUCUUUAUAGCGGACAUAUUUUAUCAUUCCAUUUAGAAGUUCCACUGUAUUCGGACCGUAGCGGAAGUGAAUAAGUAGGAGCGAGGACUGGAAAUCUACUGAGACGAAAAUAAAUAUUUAGGAGUGAUGACUGUGGUUUGUUCACUAAACCCUCCCAGCCAACCGCUCCGGUGCAAUGUUCGAUGUAUGUCAACGACAGUUCUAUGAAGGCUUUUCGUACCGUCACGAAAGGCUGUCCGGUAUUGUGAGUGAACAUAGCCUAAACGGCUCGUGCUCCACCCAAGGUUGUCAACUUCCCUUGUGAAAUCAUAGCAUGCAUUUCUUUGAACGCAUUAUAACUUUGUGUAAAAACUUUGCAGAGAGAUGCUGGACAGCCAAGCAUUGAAUACACAAGCUCAAAUAUUCCCUGAAGUUUUCGGGAAAAGGGAAAAGUGAGUAUGUUACAAAACAAAACGGACUACAACAUGAUGAACAGCAUUAAGUUGUGUUGACAGUAAUUCGCGCCUCACUUGGUUCAUUAUGAUUGAUCUAUCGUCUUGCGCACGACUUUCUGGACCCAUCGUGACUCGCUCGCACGUUUUAACUCGUGAAUACCCGCUGCCCGAAAUGAAAACGAUAUAUCUUCGUUGUUGCCGAAGUGUCGAAGUGCUCUGAAAGUAGAGAUGUACAGCCGCGCGAGAGGUAAAGUGAGAUCAAAGAUAGGGGAGAGGCGAGAGAAACAAGGCAGAAAACCUCGGUUCUACUUUUGCGCAGCUGUAUAUCUUACUUAAGGUACUACCAACGAAAAACACCAUAAAAAAUCCCGCAAUCUUGGUAUAACAAUAAAACGGAGUAACAAAAAUAUGGAAGCUACUGAUUACGCAAGAUAAACCAUACACGGUAGCUGGAUUUUUUAGGGGGGAAGUUAAAAUAAAUAUCUAUUUCAUUGCGUCAAUUCUCUAUUUCAAAACAAGGUAUUCACGAGUUUCCCAUGAUUUUAACUUUGAUUUUUCUUUCUUUAGGUGUACACCGGAUAUGGAGCUUCAUCUUGACAUACCAACACAUGACUGGCUGCCAAUAUAACAUCUCGACCUUGCUGUUUACAGAGAAAUUUAAAAUUUAUAAAAGAUAAUUUACAGCUGUAGACAAUGUACAUAAAAACUAGUAUUUAGUUGUGGAAACAAGACACAAAGACCACAUUAGGGCCAUUUAUACGAGGAAAAAUAAGACGCGUCUUACAUAAGACGCGAACUGUACCAUUUAUACGA
Molecule: messenger RNA, 11697 nt
Organism: Porites lobata
Lineage: Eukaryota; Metazoa; Cnidaria; Anthozoa; Scleractinia; Poritidae
Source: the annotation of a GenBank genome assembly